UUUUCGGAGAAGGCAGGGGAGGAGCCGCCGCGCAGAAAAGCGCCGCCGCGUUAAAUACAAAGCGGCAGGGAUGAGCGGGCCCAGAGCACUGGAGGUGCCGCCCGCCCGCCCGCGGGAGCCUCGGCUCAUGCGGCGCCAGGCACGGCCCCCGCGCCGAGGAUGCUCAGCCGGCCGCCGGGGCCAGGAGUAGCCGCCGGGCGAAGAUUGGCUGCUGGAAAGCUGCCCUGCCGUAGCCACUGACGCUAUGGAAGACCGCAUCCGCUGGUCUAGGCUGUAGGAUGGUAGCGCACAGCAAGGUGUCAGCAGAUAAUGCAGUUGCAGCAGACCCAAGGUGUCUACUUGACCCUCCAGCACAGGAUCGUUCACAGGCUCGAAGCUACCAGGGCCCAGGCCGGCCUGGCACUGUGCAGGCACAGAGCAACACUCACUUCCGAACCUUUCGCUCGCAAGCGGAUUUCAGUAGCAUCACUCGAGCCAGCAGCCUACUGGAAGCCUGUGGCUUCUACUGGGGACCUCUGACUGUCAGUGCUGCCCAUGAGAAGCUGAAGUCUGAGCCUGAGGGCACCUUCCUCAUCAGGGACAGCACACAGAAGAAUUGCUUUUUUGCCAUCAGUGUUAAGACUGCGACUGGGCCCACCAGCAUCCGGAUAAACUUUCAGGCUGGGCAUUUCAGCCUGGAUGGCAGCAAAGAGACUUUUGACUGUCUUUUUAAGCUGCUGGAACAUUACCUAAGCUCCCCGAGGAAGGUACUGGUUACCCCCCUGCGCAAAGUCCGCAUGCAGCCCCUGCAGGAGCUCUGCCGGAAAAGCAUUGUGAAGACUUUUGGAAGAGAGAACUUGAACCAGAUUCCCCUCAAUCCUGUUUUAAAGGACUAUCUGAAAUCCUUCCCAUUUCAGAUAUAAGUACAGCAUUAACUGUAUAGGGACGUGUGAGAGAUGCGUGAAGAAAUCCAGCUUCCUGGGUUUUUAACCAUGUUUGACAGUGAGCAAACUUAUUUUUGUAGCAAUUUACUGUAUUUUGGGAUGGAACUUGAACACUUGACUUCUUAUGUUUACAAAAACUAUUUGCACAAAUCUGGGGUUUUAAAACCCUGGCAUAAUUUUUCUGCCAAGCAGAAUAUUUUAUUAUUUUAUAAUAUUUUUAAUGACAUUAACAUAAUAAAUUUUAUUGUGAAAGUUUUAAAAAAAA
Messenger RNA from Neopsephotus bourkii (Bourke's parrot), 1188 nucleotides. RefSeq names its product suppressor of cytokine signaling 1 (gene SOCS1). Bases 279 to 902 code for a protein of 207 amino acids. Gene Ontology annotation, cellular component: phosphatidylinositol 3-kinase complex. The record is from RefSeq and is a predicted model, not a curated record. Gene Ontology annotation, molecular function: 1-phosphatidylinositol-3-kinase regulator activity. The transcript is spliced from 2 exons. Gene Ontology annotation, biological process: intracellular signal transduction; phosphatidylinositol phosphate biosynthetic process. NCBI's taxonomy places the organism in Eukaryota, Metazoa, Chordata, Aves, Psittaciformes, Psittacidae.